Molecule: messenger RNA, 607 nt
Organism: Coffea eugenioides
Lineage: Eukaryota; Viridiplantae; Streptophyta; Magnoliopsida; Gentianales; Rubiaceae
Product: protein EPIDERMAL PATTERNING FACTOR 2-like
Exons: 3
Coding region: 19-351 (110 amino acids)
Biological process (GO): guard cell differentiation; stomatal complex development
Source: RefSeq, a predicted model, not a curated record
GAAAAGGAAAGAAAGAAAAUGAGGACCUGCCCCUCAGUUGGAUUGCGCAGAUUGGCACUUGUGACAGUUUGCUUCACGGUUCUUGCCAUCAUUGCAUUCCAUGGAAAAGGUGCUUACAAGAGCCAUUCAAGUCACAUUCACCAAGAAGAGGUUCAGGAUGGAGGAAAGGGUGACCUGGGGAUGGAGCUAUAUCCUACAGGGUCCAGACUGCCAGACUGCUCCCAUGCAUGCGGACCCUGUUUUCCAUGCAAGAGGGUUAUGGUGAGCUUCAAAUGCUCAAAUUCGGAGUCUUGCCCAAUUGUAUACAGGUGCAUGUGUAAAGGGAAAUUCUACCAUGUUCCCUCCAACUGAGAAAGGCAUACAUAUAUAUAUAGGACGAUUAGCUAGCUGGCCAAUGUGGGUUCUCUGUUAGUACAAGGAUAGUUCAAGAUUUGAAGGGUUUUUUUUUUUUUUUUUUUUUUCUCUUUUUGUGGGUUGUUCUGCUAGCUUUUGCUCUAUUCAGAUGUUUACUAGGGAGUAGUAAUUUCUUUUGGAUGGUGCGGACAUGAUCAAUUUGAAGCCACUUGGACUUGGUUCUAUAUAUAUAUAUGUCUUGUGGAUAUUGUGA